AAAAGAGCGUCCGCCUCUUCGUUUUUGCAUAUCAGCGUGGGCAACGCACAUCUCUAAAAUGCAGCACUCAGCCGUCCACUCCAUUUCCCUCCUCGACUCCCUCCUCCUCCUCCUUCCAUCCUCCUCCUCCGACGCCGUCCAAACCAGAUCCCACGCUCGGCAACUCCACGCCCUCCUCCUCAAGUGCCACCCGCGCCCCUCUCCUCUCCUCUUCUCCCUCUACACCUACCUCGGCCUCGUCGGCGACGCCCUCCGCGCCUUCGCCUCUCCUCCCGCCCCCUCCCCCGCCUGCUACGCUGCCGUCAUCCGCUGCUCCUCCGCCCGCGGCCUCUUCCACCACUCCCUCUCCGUCUUCGCCCGCCUCCGCUCCUCCGGUGCUCCCCUACCCCACGCCCUCCUCCCCUCCGUACUCAAGUCCUCCGCCGCCCUUAGGGACCCGCGCCUCGCUGAAACCCUUCACGGAUUCUUGAUUCGCUCCGGUUGGCUCUCCGACCUCUUCUCCUCCAAUGCCCUCAUGAACACGUACUGCAAAUUAUGCCAUGAUGCCGACGACCACGCGCGGACGACCACAGAUGGUGUUUCUAAAUGCUUGCCAAAAUUUGACUGUUUGGGAAGCGUCAGAAAGGUGUUCGACGAAAUGCCUGAACGAGAUGUCGUCUCGUGGAACACCUUGAUUGCAGGAGCUGCGGAAGUCGGGAUGUAUUUUGAAGCUUUAUCCAUGGUCAGGAACAUGGGCGUCUCUGGUCUGAAGCCUGAUUCAUUCACUUUGUCGAGCAUUCUUCCAAUCUUUGCUGAAUAUGUUGAUGAUUACAAGGGAAUGGAGAUUCAUGGCUUUGCAAUAAGGCACGCAUUGGAUUCAGACGUGUUCAUCGGGAGUAGCUUGAUCGACAUGUAUGGCAACUGCACAAAUGUGGAAUAUUUAUGCCGUGUGUUUGAUAAUUUACCCAACCCUGAUUCGAUAUCGUGGAAUUCGAUUAUAGCUGGUCUAGUACAAAACGGCAUGUUUGAUGAGGGGCUCAAAUUGUUCCGAAAGAUGCUGAUUCUUCAGAUAAAGCCAAUGUCAGUGACUUUCUCAAGCAUCAUGCCUGCUUGUGCUCACUUGACUACAUUGCAUCUCGGAAAGCAGCUUCAUGGUUAUGUCAUUCGAGGUGGAUUCGAUAAGAAUGCUUUCGUAGCCAGCUCGCUUAUUGAUAUGUAUGUGAAAUGUGGAAAUAAUCGUAUUGCUCGGCGAGUCUUUGACAGGAUACAAUCUCCGGAUAUCGUCUCAUGGACUGCAAUGAUUAUGGGAUAUGCCUUGCAUGGACCAGCAAAAAAAGCACUAUCACUGUUCCAGCAGAUGGAGAUGGAAAAUGUGAAGCCUAAUCAUGUGGCAUUUGUGGCAGUAUUAACUGCUUGUAGCCAUGCUGGUUUAGUCGACGAGGCUUGGGAUUACUUCCAUAGAAUGUCUAAGGAUUACAGGAUCACUCCCAGAUUGGAGCAUUAUGCAGCUGUUGCUGACCUUCUUGGUCGAGCUGGGAAGCUGGAUGAAGCCUAUGAUUUUAUUUCCACUAUGCACAUAAAACCUACAGCAAGUGUUUGGUCUACCUUGCUGGCAGCUUGUAGGGUUCAUAAGAAUGCCGAAUUAGCUGAGAAAGUAGCUCAAAAAAUCUUUGAGAUUGAGCCCAGAAACUUGGGAUCGCAUGUUCUCAUGUCAAAUAUUUAUUCAGCUGCUGGUAGAUGGAAAGAAGCGACCAAAGUAAGAAUGACGAUGAAACACAAGGGGAUGAAGAAGCAACCGGCUUGUAGCUGGAUCGAAGUGCAAAAUGAUUUACAUGGAUUUGUGGCGCAUGAUACAUCUCACCCAUGGUAUAAUGAGAUAAUGAAGGCAUUAGAAGUUUUAAUGGAAUUAAUGAAACGUGAUGGUUAUGUACCUAACACUGAGGAUGUGCUGCAUGAUGUUGAAGAAGAGCAGAAGAGGCAUAUGCUAUGCGGUCACAGUGAAAGGCUUGCAAUAGCAUUUGGCAUAAUAAGAACUCCUCCAGGAACUACCAUUAGAGUAACAAAGAACCUUCGAGUAUGUGUUGAUUGUCAUACGGCAACAAAAUAUAUCUCAAGGAUUGUUGGAAGGGAGAUAGUUGUUAGGGAUUUGAACCGCUUCCACCAUUUCAAGGAUGGGGAUUGUUCAUGCGGGGAUUAUUGGUAGCUAAAGCAAAGAUAAAAUCACCAAGAGAAUUAAACAGUUCAUGGUUAUUGGCAUAAAUUAGACUUGAUUUUCUAUUUGAAGAAUUGGGGAAAGGCGGUGAUAUCUUCUCUUAUGUUCUAAACUGUUGCCUUUCAUUGAGACAACUAGAUGUUUUAGGAUGGCUGAUCAUGAAUUAAGCAAUCACGGAUACUCUUUGGUAAGUUAUCGCUUUUACUUCAUCCUUGAGAUUUAGUUCUGUUUUAUGAAAAGCUGUUAGUUUCUGAAACUAGAAGACACUGUCCCUGUUUAGAUCUACAUGCCCCUGAACAUACUCUGUGAUCCAUUGGAUUUGAUCUUCUGCACAAUCAAGAUUUCUGCGACAUCAAGAUCUUCUGCCUUCGCCCUUUAUACAUUCUUAUGGCAUUAAUGUUAAGUUUCUAUGAUUUGUUUAUUUUCUUGUUGAUAUACACGCCAUGGAAGAUAAGGAAUUUGUCAGGGGAAAUGAAGAAAUAUGACAAGGAAAUGCAUGAGUUGGGCUUCAAGGUUUAGAGAAUCGUUUUGCAGGUUUGUCCUUUUUUCAAUGAUUGCUUAAAAACUAUUAAGUUUUAUGGAUUUGUGAUACUUUCUUAGUUCUUAUUCA
Molecule: messenger RNA, 2801 nt
Organism: Zingiber officinale
Lineage: Eukaryota; Viridiplantae; Streptophyta; Magnoliopsida; Zingiberales; Zingiberaceae
Product: putative pentatricopeptide repeat-containing protein At3g23330
Exons: 3
Coding region: 59-2182 (707 amino acids)
Biological process (GO): RNA modification
Molecular function (GO): zinc ion binding; protein binding; RNA binding
Source: RefSeq, a predicted model, not a curated record